Mytilus trossulus (common blue mussel) is the source of this 2601-nucleotide messenger RNA. RefSeq lists its product as uncharacterized. The transcript is spliced from 3 exons. The record is from RefSeq and is a predicted model, not a curated record. Bases 370 to 744 code for a protein of 124 amino acids. Lineage: Eukaryota; Metazoa; Mollusca; Bivalvia; Mytilida; Mytilidae.
GAUAUUCUCCACAAUGGCUACCAUAAGUCACGGAAUCAAUUUGCUUCCACUUCGACAAUAACUUAACCUUAAAUACUACCGUAUAAAUGAAAAAAAGAGGUUUAAAACUGUUGACAGUGUAAAUCGGACAUUAUUUUGAAAAUAAGGACGUAACAAGGGACCGAUCAUGUUCUGUUGGACGAACCGUAGGACAAAAUCUUGUAAUGUCGGACGUAACAGCUUUUUAAAUGGACAAUCAGCAAAUGUUGGACAAACAAAGCCACACAAUUUAAACGUAACAAAGGACAGAUAACGUUCUGUCGUACGAACAUAAGGACAAAAUAUUGUAAUGUUGGACAUAACAGCUUUUAAAAUGGACUCAAAGUUCAGAUGUUGGACAAACAAAGAGACAAAAAGAAAAAUGCUGAAAACUGCAAAAGAUGGCAGGACCAAAGGAAAAAUGUUCCAACCUUCCGACAAAUUGAGGCCGAGAGGAAAAAGGAGAAACGGAAAAGCAGAACACCUGCACAGGUUGAAAAAGAUAGGAGUACUGCUCGAGAAAGAAUGAGGAGAUAUAGAGAGAAACAAAAAAGUAAAGAGACAGAGAAAGAAAACCUACAGUUAACAUGCAUUUUGACUAAAAGCCAGAAGGAAAAACAACGUGGACAGUGGAGAGUCUAUCUAAAAAAAGUUAAUGUGACCAAAAUUGUUAAUCGACCCCUUAAUGAAUUAUUUAGGUAUGGGUAUCUAUCAAGUUGGAUGUAGAUAAUGCAUCAACUCCGAUUUUUUUUCUACCACGGACGGAGAACAUAUCAAUAUAUUAGUUCAGUAAGUUUCGUGUCUGCCCUUUCAUUAUGUGAAUCAAGAGAAAAAAAAUCCCCUAAACGGGAAACAAUUGUAUCGAAAAAAGAAGCGUACCUUCUGUACAAAAAACAACCUAAUUAAUUAUUCAUACGCAAGAAGGUAGAAGAUCCUAGUGACCGGAAAUCAACGUUGAUUAGUUAGAAAUAUUUCAAGAUAUCAAACAGCCUCCUUCCCGAGAUUGAAAGUAGAAUGCAUUGCAUGUUAAAAAUGAAAUGGCGUAAUGGGGAUAUACUUUUGACGAAGUAGAAUCCUGACUGAAUACAUGCCUGUCUCAAGUCAGCAGCCUCUGGCCUUUGUUAGUCUUGUAUGAUUUUUAAGUUUAGUUUCUUGUAUAUAAUUCGGAGUUUUGUAUGAAGUCCAUUAUAACUAUACUAGUAUACAUAUUUUUUAAGGGGCCAGCUGAAGGUUUCCGGGUGCGGGAGUUUCUCGCUACAUUGAAGGUUGAAUAAUAAAUGCAGAUGAAACUGAUAGUGUAAAACUAUCGGCAUGAGGUUUCAAAUUGAAUGAAAUUGGUUCAUUUGAGGGUAAACUCUUGAUUUUUAACUGACUUUGCUAAUUUUGUAAUUUGCCGUAAUUUAUAUUUUAAAUUGAACAUGUACUCAUCUGAUUCCUGUAUUUCCACUGCUACAUCUUCAUCCGAAGUUUGCUCCAAGAUCUUUUCGUUGAUGUUCUCUAAAGUUCUACUACAUUUUUGCUAUAAACAGUUUAUCUGUAUCUAUAAUAAUAUUCAAGAUAAUAUCCAAAAACUGCAAAAUGUCUUUAAAAUCAUCAAUUCACGGGCAUUAUACCUGCAAAACCAGUUACCCGAUUCGGCUGAAAAUUUCAGGACAGGUAGACCUUGACCUAAUAAAUACUGUAACUUCUUGUCUUAUUUGCUCUAUAUGCUGGAGUUUUUGAGAUAUAAGCCAAAAACUGCAUUUUACACUGUGUUCUAUUUUUAGCCAUGACGGCCAUAUUUUUUUACGAAAUAAAAAAUAAAACACAAACUUUAUUUAUACACCCUACUGAUCAUUCAGUUGAAGUUUUUGUUGAAUUUUGUUGAGUAGUUUUAGAGGAGAAGAUUUUUUAAAGUUAGCAAAUAUGAUGAACAAAUUGUGAAAAAUUGUCAUUAAAGGACAAUAACCCCUUAAGGAGUCAAUUGACAAUUUUGGUCAUAUUGACUUAUUUGUAGAUCUUACUUUGCUGAUCAUUUUUGCUGUUUACAGUUUAUCUUUAUAAUAAUAUUCAAGAUAAUGACCAAAAACUGCAAAAUUUCCUUAAAAUUACCAAUUAAGUGGCAGCAACCUUACAAUUGGUUGUUUGAUUCAUCUGAAAAUUUCAGGGCUGAUAGAUCUUGAACUAAUGAACAUUUUUACCCUUUGUCAGAUUUGCUCUAAAUGCUUUCGUUUUUGAGAUAUAAGCCAAAAACUGCAUUUGACCCCUAUGUUCUAUUUUUAGCAAUGGCGACCAUGUUUGUCGAUAGAUCAAAACUUCGGAUACAAUUUAUAAACUAGAUACCCUAAGGAACAUUCAAUUAAAGUUUGGAAGUAUUUGGCCUAGUAGUUUCAGAGGAGAAGAUUCUUGAAAUAGUUUACGACGACGACAGACGCCAAGUGACGGCAUAAGCUCACAUGCCAUGUGAGCUAAAAAAGAUAACUUACGUAUUUAAAUUUGAGUAUAUUCAGCAAAACCCCGCGGAAAUCUCACAUGCGUUCUAAAAGUCAUGUACGUUCGUACAACAAAGUUUACAUUAAAAAUUAUAUAAUUCUCCCGAAUAAA